UUAUUUUUAUGUGUAAUGCUAAUAACAUAAUAUAUUUUUGUAAUUUUUGUUAAACUGAGCAAUCUUUUUUGUUGUCUUCUUGUGGUGUCAAAUAGGUUUGUGGUGCUAUCUUUUAAAACAUGGGCAAACCAUGUAAGCUGAAGGUUUAAAUACUGUUUUCAAUGUCAUGUGUGAUCUUCAGUGACAAGGACUUUAAAAAGGUACAAAACUGUAAGUCUUGAUAAUAUUUUACAGUAAGAAUGGACCAAUUUGCUGUGGGAGCUUUAGCCGCAAUGGCUGCCACGACAAUAACAAAUCCGCUCGAGGUAGUAAAGACUCGGUUCCAACUCCAAGGAGAGCUUAGAGCCAAGGGUCAUUAUGCGGUGCACUACAGGAAUUUCUUCCAUGCCAUGUACGUAAUCGGCAAGACGGAUGGGCUGCGAGGUCUGCAAAAAGGGCUUGCUCCAGCCCUUUGGCAUCAGCUCUUCAUGAAUGGCAUACGCCUUGGCAUGUUUCAGCUAGCAGAAGACCACAAGAUCACACUCAAAGGAGAUGGUCAGGUCUCUAUACCGAAGACUGCACUCGUUGCAGCUGUCGGUGGUGUCGUAACUGCCUUCUCUGGAAGUCCUUUUUUUCUGAUUAAAGUCCAGAUGCAGGCCCAGUCUAGUAAAUCUAUUGCUGUAGGAACUCAGCAUGAUGUAGAGGGAACUUUUUCAGAGAUUCGUAAAAUAAUUAAAACCCAGGGUGUAAAAGGGCUGUGGCGUGGUGUCGGCGGUUCCCUUCCAAGGCGUUUCAUUGGAUCUGCAACCCAACUGACCAGUUUUACCUUAUUGAAAGAAUUUUUUGCUGAGAACAAUAUAUACCAAAUAGAAAAGGGCUUCAUGAAUUCAUUCCUGUCAAGCAUGAUCGGUGGCAUUGCUGUGACUGUCGUCAUGAAUCCUCUAGAUGUGAUAUCGACAAGGCUGUACAACCAAGGUGUGGAUAAGAAUGGACGAGGGUUGCUCUACUCGAGCUAUUUUGACUGUGUUACAAAAAUGUACCGCAUCGAGGGAAUAAGCGCGUUUUAUAAAGGGGUCGUCCCUCUCUACAUAAGGACUGGUCCUCAUACAGUCCUUGUUCUAGUCUUCUGGGACUUACUAAAGGACCUACAGAAAAAAGUUAAAGAUUAAAACUUUUAGUAUUUAAAAAAUAUAUAUCAUCAAACUCACAUGAUAAAAGAUAACAAUAUGUGAUUUUCGUUGCCUUAAUUUAUAGUGAACAGUAUUAAAUUUUUUUAGUUUUUACAUUGUUACCAUAGUGUGUAUUUAUUUUUAAAAUAAAACUAUGAAAAUAUG
This is a messenger RNA of Cimex lectularius (bed bug), 1313 nucleotides long. Its product is annotated as solute carrier family 25 member 35-like. The record is from RefSeq and is a predicted model, not a curated record. NCBI's taxonomy places the organism in Eukaryota, Metazoa, Arthropoda, Insecta, Hemiptera, Cimicidae. The transcript is spliced from 4 exons. Bases 240 to 1148 code for a protein of 302 amino acids.